CACAUAUCUAAAUAACCAAGGCCUCGCCAACCAAGUUGGCAGCUUAGAGCCUUAGAUAUUUAGGUUUCACCUUUUUCUUGGUGUAGCUGGGGUUGAACGGGCACAGCAUUCAGGUCUUAACCCUAGGCCUGUCAUAUUACCCAGCAUUUGAACCAAGAAAAAAAAACAAAAAAAAAAACCAGAGGAAUGGAGGUAACUAAGCAGCGGCUGGUUUUCCUCUUCUCUUUGGCCGCCCUUAUUCCAAGCCUAUGGGCAGAUAUUGCUGAAUUUGAUGAGGUUUGGAAGCAACGUGCGGAACAAGCCUGGAAGAAUGCCCUGGAAGCUUACGAACCAAUGCCAGAAAAUGUCACCAGUAACCUGAACUAUAAUGUUAACAAGGCUCUUCUGAAAGGUCGUGCAAACAAAACCAAGGCAUUUGAGGGUGUUACUACUAACAGCACCAGGAGGAACUUGAGGGGAAACCACAAAAAGUACAUUGGUCCAUGCAUGGCGACCAACCCAAUUGACAGGUGCUGGCGAUGCAGGAAAAACUGGGCCAGGAACCGUAAACAGCUGGCGAAUUGCGUGCUUGGUUUUGGCCAUAAAACUGAAGGAGGAAAGCAGGGAGGGUACUAUUUGGUGACAGAUAAUUCUGAUGAUAACGUGUUAAACCCCAGGCCUGGAACUUUGCGUCAUGCUGUGAUUCAGAAGGAGCCCUUGUGGAUCAUUUUUGCUCAUGAUAUGAACAUCAAAUUGUCCCAGGAGCUCAUAGUCCAAAGCAAGAAGACAAUUGAUGGUCGUGGAGCAAAUGUUCACAUUGCUUAUGGAGCUGGCAUUACUCUUCAAUUUGUGGACAAUGUGAUCAUUCACAACCUUCAUAUUCAUCACAUUAGAAAGAGCAGUGGUGGCCUAAUCAGGGACUCCGUGGAUCACUAUGGUUUCCGGACUGUAGGUGACGGAGAUGGAAUUUCCAUCUUUGGAUCAACAAACAUUUGGCUGGAUCACCUUUCCAUGUCCGAGUGUGAGGACGGACUCAUCGAUGCCAUCCAGGGUUCCACAGCCAUCACCAUCUCAAACUGCCAUUUCACCCAUCAUAACGAUGUAAUCCUGUUGGGUGCGAGUGACUCCUACUCUCGCGAUAAACUCAUGCAGGUAACAGUUGCUUUCAACCAUUUUGGCAAGGAAUUGAUACAAAGAAUGCCUAGAUGCAGAUGGGGUUUCUUUCAUGUUGUCAAUAAUGACUACACUCACUGGAAAAUGUAUGCCAUUGGUGGUAGCCAGCAUCCCACCAUUAUCAGCCAGGGCAACAGGUUCAUUGCUCCAAACGACCCAUGGGCUAAAGAGAUAACAAACAGGAACUAUGCACCAGAGUCAGUUUGGAGGCACUGGGUGUGGAGAUCGGAAGGAGACUUGUUCAUGAACGGAGCCUUCUUCAGAACUUCUGGGCCACCCGCACCUCCGCAUCUGAAAUACAACAAGCUGCAGAUGAUCAAAGCCAAGCCUGCAACAUUUGUUAGAAGGCUCACUCGUUUUUCAGGUGCUCUUAACUGCAAAAAGAGGGUCAAGUGCUAGAGAGAAUUCUACGAAAGAAUGGAGGGUCCAGUGCUAGAGAGAAUUCUACGAAAGAAUGGAGUCGUACACAAUUCUUUUACAUGAAUAGACGAUGAUUACAAUUGGGGGAAACGAAACUUUUCUUAAUUUGUUUAUUGUUUGGAUUGACGGGAAGCAAGGAGUGGGGGAAGUUAGUUGAUGUGCUUAUUUUUAAUGUAAUUCAUGUUUGUUAUCUGUGCAUUCCAAGUUACAACUUCGGAACAAGUCCAUAGACCAAAAAGGUCACUAAGAGCGUACACCGAUACCAUCUUAGUUUCCUAAGGAAAAUACUAAACAGCAGGAACUAGCGGAAGAGAAAAUGAAUGUCUUUAGAUUGAA
Molecule: messenger RNA, 1908 nt
Organism: Theobroma cacao (cacao)
Lineage: Eukaryota; Viridiplantae; Streptophyta; Magnoliopsida; Malvales; Malvaceae
Product: pectate lyase-like
Molecular function (GO): pectate lyase activity
Source: RefSeq, a predicted model, not a curated record